AGGUACGUGGGUUUGGUUGCACGUUUAUAGUUGUUCUUCCGUUUGUCGCUAUUGUUGAUGAUAUUCAUGUGUAGCUGUUUGUGUUGGUAGAUAACUAGAAUCAAGAUGCUGGGUUUAACGACUCCAGUCUGGUUCCGAAUAUUUCGUCGUCACCUUCUCGUUUGCAUACAGAACGGCACUAGUUGUGAGAACGUGUGUGCAAUUUUGUGAAGUCUUUGGCUAAACUGAAUGCUAUUGUGAGUAAAACAUAUUCAUUGAAUAUCGUGCCAAUUUUGUGAUUGCGCUGUAGUGUUACUGUUGCUGCUUCAUACCAUUGACAAAAGAGCAAUAUAACGAACGAUGCAGUGAUCCAGAAUUCGUUAGUCUAUUUCAGAAUGAGUUCAAUAGAUCGUGAACGGAGGAUAAUUUAUCGAUAUGGAGAGAACUCGGAUUAUCGUUCAAACUUUGUUGUGGCCGCGCCGGAUGAAAACAAUAUUGAAUAUUCCAGAAAAGGAGGAUGUUUUGUGUCAAUUUGUCGGGGUAUCAGCAUUGCAGUACUGAUUUUCAUCUUCAUAUUUUUCAUGUCGUUUACAAUAUUUUUCAGUACGAAGUACGCAUAUGAGCAUAAGCCGAACAUUACUUUGGAAGAUUUUCUCAACCAUCGUGCAUAUUUGAUUGACAAGCGAUCAAGAAUACCGAAACAUGUUAUUCCAAAGCAUUACAGGCUAUUUAUUCAUCCUGUAUUCAACGAAACAGAUAAUCCCUUCACAUACAGUGGAGUCGUAUGGAUAACAGUUACGUCAAAGAAACACAACAACAAGCGAAUAGAAUUGAACGUGAAAAAUUUGAACAUAAAAUUGGAAGAUGUGACUGUAUUAAAAAGCAUACGUCUCACCAAUCUAGAUUUUGACGAAGAUCUUGAUUGGGACUUGAGUGAAGAAGAUUUACUACCACGUUUUAGGAUGAAGCGACAAGUUUCUGAUGCAAAGGAAACAUUCACUGUAGAAGAACCCAUUGAAAGCUCCGAAAACGAAACGGUUAAUGAUUUACCUACUGUAGAGUACUACCACCAUCCAGUUUUUCCUCCUGAUGAUUUUGUAACUAUAAAAAUUUUGGAUCUAGAAUUUGAUGAGUCUAAUGAAAAAAUGAUUAUCUAUCUUGGAACAGAAAUGAAAAAAGAUAUUUAUUACAUCGUAAAAGUAAAUUUUACAGGGAAUAUGACUAACGACAAAGGUUUAUAUGUAACGCAUUAUGAUGACGGAGAACCAAACCAUAGAUUUAUAGCAGCAACCAUUUUGGAACCAAAUAAUGCACGAAAAUUGUAUCCUUGUAUGGAUGACCAUAAUUUUCGAUCACCAUUCGAAAUAAACAUAGCACGAAAAACACACAUGAAUACCGCUUCUAGUUUGAAUCUUGAGCUUCAAGAACCAAUGGAAGAUGAUACUUUCGUUGUUGAUACCUAUAAUACCACCGGAAUGGUAAGAGCCUCGGAAAUUGGAUUUAUCAUCACGGAUAUGACACCAGAACGCUACGUGUUGACAGAGAAGGUUAAUUUGAUAGCUUAUACACGAAACAGAUAUGAUCUUUAUCUGAAAGAUAUAGUAUCUAUAUUUGCAUCAGUAAUGAAGGUCUAUGAGCAGUUCAUGCGGAUGAAUUUUCCUUACCAGACAAUCAAAUAUGUAACCAUCCCGAAUGCUGACAGUACAGUGAGAGAAAUUAAGGAGGGAAUGAUUCUUUCAAGUGAGAAACGUCUUAUCAAAGAUCUGUCUUAUUUUCCUACCACGGAUGAUUCGUUACUUCGUGUAAUUGCAAAUGAGCUAGCCAAACUCUGGAUUCACAAUCUUGCCGAUUACAAGAACAAAGAAGUAUAUUGGCUGCACGAAUCCAUACCUUUAUACAUGGAAUCUAUUGCACUUAAAAUGCUGGACAAUAAUACCUUCGAAGUGGAUGACUUUCUAUUGGAAGGAAAAAUGCGCGCUAUGCAAGAAGAAGUUAAUUCGAAGACUUCACCUUUGAAUGUUCUUACAAACCCGUGGGAGGAUGACAUUCAUUUUGAACUAGUACGAUAUAAGGGCCUUAGCUUAUUGCGCAUGAUGAAUUACACACUAGGAGAGGAAACUUUCAAUGCAUUUCUUAGAGAGUAUUUCGUCCAGCGGAUGAAUAAUGAAUCAGUGGAUAUUAUAGAGAUACUCAAUAACAAUAAUCGUCACACUGAUGGAACUUUCAACAGCUUUCUCCAUAGUUGGUCGAAUUUUGAAAAGUAUCCUAUCAUAGAGAUAAAUAGGAACAAUUUUAGUGGGCAUUUUGAGUUACGCCAAAGAAUGAUUCCUUUCGAAGAAGAGAUCAGUGAGCAAAUAUGGACUAUACCAAUCACAUUUAUCAAUGACACAAACCAACAACUGUUCUUUGAGAAAGUUCGCUGGCUGAUAGAUUCCAAUAAUCUAUUGACAAUUGAAACCAGCUGUGAGCUUAUAACAAAUAAUACAUGGGUCAUUGUUAACCCUAGUGGUAUAGGAUACUAUCGAGUAAACUAUGAAUUGUCACAUUGGAUAAAACUAGCCCAUGUAUUGAAUGCAAACUUUAAAACUCUACCUUACAGCACGUUGGCGACCAUUGUAGACGAUGCAUUGAAUUUAGCUCGACUGGGGCUUUUGGAUUACUCUGUUGCAUUUAAUGUUGUUUCUUUCCUAAAGAAAAAUGACGAUCUCUAUCAGCCGUGGAAGAGUGCCCUUGACAGUCUAAAGUUUAUCUACGAGGCAUUGGAAGACCAUCCAAAUUUUAUACAUGUAGAAGAAUUUCUCAUUUACCUGAUAGUGGAUAAAUAUGAGGAUUAUAUCGUCAAUGGACAGACAAGCAACACAAUGAUAUCCUCUCUUCUGGUAGAAUGGGCCUGCAGACUUGGUGUUGCAGCAUGCAUCGAGAAUCAAAAACGCAUCUUCCGAGAAGUGUUCAUAAACAGCACAUCUUCAGCUUUUCAGCUCUCAGAGAAUGAACUAUUCUUGUCUACCUGUACGGUAAUCAAAUACAGUGGCACAAAUGAAUGGAAAUUGUUAAAAAACAAAUUCCUUGACUCAGAGGAUAUUAAUCUUCAGAAAAUACUUGUAAAAGCUUUAGGAUGUACUCGAGAAAUAAGUUUGAUCAAGAAAACACUCGCAUUGUUGAAAAAUCCAACAUUCAAUAUGUAUAGCCAUCACAUACUUUCUUCCAUUAGUCAUAACAAAAUAGCCUUGAAGUAUACCCUAGACUAUCUGUACAAUGAAUGGAUUGAUGCAAGGACAUACCUGUCGUUGUCUGACUUAUCGAUUUUAUUUAGGAAAAUUUCUACCGAAAACGAAUUUACCAUGUAUGAGCAGAUAUUUUUUCGAUAUUCUUACACUUUUCACACAAUGGACAAAGAAAUACUGAAGCGCAUGCGAGACAUUAUAAUGAAACUUAUCAGAUGGAAGAAAGAAAUCGGACCUAAUAUUACUUAUACUCAGUUGGUGUUUGAUGAUGCGAGUUUUUAGUGGCCAUCCUGUGAAAUUCAUAAGUAGGUAUACAAAUGUAUAUGCACAAAGGUUGGUUUAUGACUACGACAGUAAAAUGUUCUCAUAUUGGUAGACGAUUUUCUUGGGCAAUGGGGCUAGUCGAUCGAUAAAUCUCUAGUACUAACAUGCCAAAAGUAUAUAAAUGACGAGUUGCAAAACCACGAAACACAAAUUUGGAAAUAAAAUAAAAAGAAUCAAUCAAAUUAGACCAUCAUAAGCCCUAUUACAGUGAACUCUUACUUAUUUACUGGAUAUUGAAAAGACCAUAGUUAAUAACGGUGUUUAUCGCAAGUUUUAAAAAAGCUGGUCUUAUGAUACGUGA
Molecule: messenger RNA, 3828 nt
Organism: Aedes aegypti (yellow fever mosquito)
Lineage: Eukaryota; Metazoa; Arthropoda; Insecta; Diptera; Culicidae
Product: aminopeptidase N
Exons: 10
Coding region: 375-3485 (1036 amino acids)
Biological process (GO): proteolysis; peptide catabolic process
Cellular component (GO): cytoplasm
Molecular function (GO): zinc ion binding; peptide binding; metalloaminopeptidase activity
Source: RefSeq, a predicted model, not a curated record